AUGAAAGAUUGUUCAUCAAGUGUAGCUUCUAUUGUGAAGGAUGAUAUACUCGAUUUGAGUCAGUGUCCGGAAAAUGACUUUGAAAGAGAACGCAUGAGAAAUAUCCCUUAUGCUUCAGCCGUCGGAAGUUUUAUGUAUGUUCAGGUUUGCACCAGGCCUUACAUAUCAUAUGCUAUUGAAGUAUUAAGGAGAUAUCAGAGUAAUCCGGGUGUUGACCACUGGAUAGCUGCAAAGAAAGUGAUGAGGUACCUUCAAGGUACAAAGGAUUUCAUGCUCAUGUAUAGAAAAAUUGAUGUCUUGAAAAUGAUUGGCUACUCCGAUUCGGACUACGCUGGCUGCAUUGACACUCGGAAAUCCAUAUCGGGUUAUGUAUUCAUGUUGGCUGGUGGAGCUGUCUCUUGGAGAAGUGCGAAGCAAUCUAUCACUGCUACUUCCAAUAUGGAGGCUGAGUUUGUUUCAUGUUUCGAGGCUAGCUUGCAUGGUGUAUGGUUGAAGAUUUUCAUAUCCGAGCUUAAAGUCGUUGACUCUAUUUCUAGACCGAUUAAGUUGUAG
This is a messenger RNA of Andrographis paniculata, 552 nucleotides long. RefSeq names its product secreted RxLR effector protein 161-like. Bases 1 to 552 code for a protein of 183 amino acids. NCBI's taxonomy places the organism in Eukaryota, Viridiplantae, Streptophyta, Magnoliopsida, Lamiales, Acanthaceae. The record is from RefSeq and is a predicted model, not a curated record. The transcript has a single exon.